AUGACUCUUACUACUACUACCAAGUCUUCUAUCAAAGCUACUUCUGGUUUGGCCAUCAACGAAGGCCGCUUGUUGGCUGCAAUUCAUGAGACUGCCAAGUUCGGUGCAAAGGGCAGAUGGGGCACCCAGGAAACAGAAACCGGUGUUUGCAGACUCGCUUUAUCUGAUUUGGAUAAAAAGGUAAGGGACUGGUUUGUUGAAGAAACAUCAAAACUCGGCUGCAAGAUCGUUAUCGACAAGUUGGGCAACAUCUUCGCCAUAUACCCAGGAAAGAAGGAUGGCUUACCUACAGCCAUUGGCUCUCACUUGGAUACUCAGCCUACUGGAGGCCGUUACGAUGGUGUUUUGGGAGUUUUGACUGGCCUCGAGGUUUUGCGUACGUUCAAGGAGAACAACUUUGUGCCUAACUACCCAGUAUGUGUGGUGAACUGGACCAACGAGGAAGGUGCCAGAUUCCCUGUAAGCAUGAUGUCUUCUUCUGUAUGGGCUGGAACCCAUACUUUGGAGAAUAUCUAUAAUUUGAAGAGUGUCACGGAUGCUGAGCCUGUGACGGUGAAACAGGAGUUGGAGAGGAUCCAGUAUAUGGGAGAUGUGGACUGUUCAUUCGAGGCCAACCCAUUGGCUGCUCAUUUUGAGCUCCACAUUGAGCAGGGUCCUAUUUUGGAGGAGACCAAUAAGAAAAUUGGCCUUGUUCAGGGUAUUCAGGCCCUUAGGUGGUUUGAGGUUAAGGUUAAAGGAAAAGCUCAACACACGGGAACUACACCUUUGAGAAGCAGAUCGGAUGCUCUUCUUGCCGCUUCCAAGAUGGUCGUGAGAGGUAACGAAAUUGCUCACAAGCAUGAUGGGCUUUGCAGUGUUGGAAUCAUGGAGUUGGUUCCAGCAGUCGUGAAUGUGAUUCCAGAAGACGUCAGAUACAUUGUCGAUAUGAGAAACCCAGACGAUACAAAACUCAACAAGAUGUUUGACGAGUUCCAGGCUGCCGUCAAGGAAAUUACUAAGGAAAGUGGUGUCAAGUUAUCGUUUGAAUUGAAGGAGCUUCUUCACCAAAAAGCUGUCCACUUUGACGAGACAUGCAAGAAAUGCAUCAAGGACUCUGCCACUGAACUCUACGGUGCUGACCAGACUCUCCCCAUUGUCAGUGGCGCUGGCCACGACAGUGGACUCACGGCACUCAAGUGUCCUACAGCAAUGAUUUUCAUUCCAUCCAGAGACGGUGUAUCCCACAAUCCCGAGGAGUAUAGCACUCCAGAACAGGUACACGAGGGAUUAGAGGUGAUGUUGAAUGCUGUGUUGAAGUACGAUGCCCAGAGAACUAAAUAG
Molecule: messenger RNA, 1320 nt
Organism: Candidozyma haemuli
Lineage: Eukaryota; Fungi; Ascomycota; Pichiomycetes; Serinales; Metschnikowiaceae
Exons: 1
Coding region: 1-1320 (439 amino acids)
Molecular function (GO): hydrolase activity, acting on carbon-nitrogen (but not peptide) bonds, in linear amidines
Source: RefSeq, a predicted model, not a curated record